AUGUUGGUGAUAAUGUUUAGAUUCAAUACAGGUAAAUGUAGUGAUGAUUCGCCAAGUAUUGAAUUACAACUUGCCAAUAAAUAUAGUAAAGUUAUUUUAUCAACAACUUCAGCAACAACUAAAGGAACUACAACAGGUCCAGAUGGAAAUUAUCAAUUCAAAGAUGUUCCACCAAGUGAAUAUUGUAUUGAGGCAAAAAUUCCAGAUCAUCAGAUUCGCCAUUCUCUCAAACUUCAGAUGGCUCAAUUAUUAAAUCAUGUUUCAGGACACUUGAUAACCAAAGCCUUAGUUUAUUACCAUUCUAGGGAAUCGGAACUAUGUUGGGAUUGA
Molecule: messenger RNA, 330 nt
Organism: Dictyostelium discoideum AX4
Lineage: Eukaryota; Evosea; Eumycetozoa; Dictyosteliales; Dictyosteliaceae
Exons: 1
Coding region: 1-330 (109 amino acids)
Source: RefSeq, a predicted model, not a curated record